AUGACUGACACCGAAGUUGCUCCAGCUGAAGAGAAGAUCGUCGCGAAGACCGACUCUCCGAAGAAGGCGAAGGAAGUCAAGGCUAAAAAACCAGCAGCCAAGGCGACUCAUCCCAGCACCUCUGACAUGGUCACCGCAGCUAUCAAACACCUCGCUGAUCGUCACGGCUCUUCACUUCAAGCCAUCAAGAAGUACAUAGCUUCAACUUACAAAGUUGAUGUUGAGAAGCAGGCUCAGUUCAUCAAGAAGUUCCUCAAGUCCGCUGUCACCAAGGGAACUUUGGUCCAGACCAAAGGAAAAGGAGCCUCUGGGUCCUUCAAGCUUGCCACCUCCAAGGCUGCUGCCAAGCCGAAGCCCAAGGCCGCUUCUGGUGAGAAGAAAGUCGCGUCCAAGAAAGCUGCAGUGAAGAAACCAGCUUCACCCAAGAAGACUCCUGGCGAGCCUAAGUCUCCGGUGAAGAAAGCUGCUGGAGCCAAAAAAGCUGCUGUGAAGAAACCAGCUUCAUCCAAGAAGCCUGCUGCCAAAGCUCCAGCUAAACCGAAAGCUUCUGCUUCUCCCAAGGCUAAGAAGGCUACCAAGGCACCAACAGCUAAGCCCAAGUCUCCGAAGCCCAAGAAGUAUUAA
Cotesia congregata is the source of this 624-nucleotide messenger RNA. The record is from the annotation of a GenBank genome assembly. Lineage: Eukaryota; Metazoa; Arthropoda; Insecta; Hymenoptera; Braconidae.